Messenger RNA from Adineta ricciae, 1143 nucleotides. The record is from the annotation of a GenBank genome assembly. NCBI's taxonomy places the organism in Eukaryota, Metazoa, Rotifera, Eurotatoria, Adinetida, Adinetidae.
AUGUCAAACAAGAUUCAUUCACCAAUUGAUAUUCUAUGUCGAGAACUGCAUCGACUCGAUAACGACAUCGAUCGAUUACAAAUGCUGAAUACCUUAAAAUCACAUCUUCAUCUCUUGCAGUUAACACCAUACACUUUACAAUUCUUUUUUUCGAUUUUUAAUAGCGAAAAUUAUCGUCUACAAGCAUUAUAUCAAUUGAUUCCAUUCAUUCACCCAUUCAUUACUACGGAAAGUUUUCCAAUACUUCUUGAACUAUUUCCUACCGAUCAAUAUCGCUUACAUUUGAUUGAAACAUUGAUAACUCAUGAUUCAUUGAAAACAAACAAAGAUCUGCUCAAUAUCUUGGAUAAUAAAUUUCGAGAACAUUUUCAUGGAAAGAAAUCCACUCCACUGGUUGAUCAUAUUGACAUAACCUCUUGCGCAACUAUAUCAAAAGUUUGCUUUCUCCAUUACUAUCCUUCAAACUCUCUACCGAUGUCAAAUAAGGCUGAAUCAAGUACUUCGGGUGUCUUUGAAAAAGCCAAAAAAUUCGUCUAUCGUGUCUUCGGUAGUGGUAAUUCAUCGCCAUCUUUGAAUGAACAUCAAUCAAACAAACGGCUGAUUGAUGAAGAUAUGAACGAACGGAAGAAAUUUCAUUCUAUCAGUACCAAUUUACAUUUUCAUCCGACAAGAAUAUCAGCGUUCACUUCACAAAGCUAUACGUCACUUCAAAUCAAGUCCCCGCCACCUUCACCAAUUGACCAGCCAAUUACUCGUCAAUCGUCUAUGACAUUUCGUAUCGAUGAAUCGUCAUUGCCGAUUCAAUCCAUGAUGGUGACGCAAAUUCAUUCGAUUCUCGAUAAUAUCGAUUCAGUUCUCGACAAAAUCGAAGUACAAACGAAUUCCUUAUCCCAAAGAUCGACGUACAAUGAAAAUUAUUCAAUGAUCUUCUCAUCAAAUUCAUCUGACCAAGAUGUAAACAUUCUCGAUCAAUCAGUUCAACAAACUAGUACGGAUCAGAUCACUCAAACAACGCUAAAUAUUGUCGAACACUAUGUAAACAUAAAUAACGGAAGUGGUGAUACGCCAUCCGCAUUCAUCGAUCUCAUGGACAUCAUCGAUUCGACAGACGAUCAGCUGAACUCUUCGAUAGAUAAUGAAUGA